CAAACUGGCCACUUUGAAAAGUUGUUGGUAACCGUCGACUUCGCCCGAAACACCAUCGCCACAUCGUUUUCAGACACCCGCGAGAAUACACAGGUGGAAAUGUUGAACUGUGCUAUGUUGUUUGCGGUGUUCGGGAUGGUGAUGGCUUGUUCGGCCGCAGCUACUGGCAACCAAGAAAAACCCGGACCAAAGGCCCAGGAUCAACAGCAACAACAGGCUGACGUGAUGAGGGCCAUUGCCGAGGUCGGUGCCAGUGGUCGCCAGUCUAUGUUGCAGCCGUCAUUGGCGGAUAAUUACUUGGUGGCCGACCCGCUGCAGGCAACAUACGACUAUGGAGUGAAGCGCGCGCACAAACAAUACGGAUUCGGGCUGGGUAAACGGCUGUACCGUCAAUACCAGUUUGGACUGGGCAAACGAGCUUCCAAGCAGUACGGAUUUGGAUUGGGAAAACGAGCGGUCUCCAAACAGUACGAGUUUGGACUGGGCAAGCGGGCUUCGCCUACGUUCUAUAGCUUCGGCUUGGGCCGUCGAGCCUCACCGCAGUACAGUUUUGGACUGGGCAAGCGGGUGUCCGACCCUUCGUUCUUGAACGUGGACGAGAAGGAAGCCGACUACAAUGACCUGUCGGAGGAGAAGAAAAGAACGGCUAUGGACGACAUGGGCCACGGGCAACGGUUUGCGUUUGGAUUGGGAAAACGGGGCGCUGAACUGGCUGAAUGGGACGAGUCUAUGGACGACCAGGCGCCCUUGUGGCAUCCGGCCGUCAGACGAGCCAGGCUCCAGUAUGGUUUCGGUCUGGGCAAGCGGGACGACUUCGACGGGGACGACGCCGAUAUCAAUUAAAAAUCUAAUAAAAAAAAAAAUAAUAACAAUAAAAAUG
Molecule: messenger RNA, 880 nt
Organism: Adelges cooleyi (spruce gall adelgid)
Lineage: Eukaryota; Metazoa; Arthropoda; Insecta; Hemiptera; Adelgidae
Product: allatostatins
Exons: 3
Coding region: 100-843 (247 amino acids)
Source: RefSeq, a predicted model, not a curated record